Molecule: messenger RNA, 405 nt
Organism: Carassius auratus (goldfish)
Lineage: Eukaryota; Metazoa; Chordata; Actinopteri; Cypriniformes; Cyprinidae
Product: adenosine kinase-like
Exons: 2
Coding region: 16-375 (119 amino acids)
Biological process (GO): purine nucleobase metabolic process; purine ribonucleoside salvage
Cellular component (GO): nucleus; cytosol
Molecular function (GO): adenosine kinase activity
Source: RefSeq, a predicted model, not a curated record
UUUUGUUCUGUUGUAAUGCUGAGAUUUACUGAUAUAGAAGCUUCAAAAGCUCCAGUCAUAUAUGAUGUUAAGAAAUUAACUCAACUGGGUGUUGAGCCACCCGAGAUAGUAUUAUUUGACUCUCAUUUUUGUCUUCUAAAGGGGUUCUUCCUGACUGUAUCCUUGGAGUCGAUCCUGAAAGUGGCCAAACACGCUUCGGAAAACAACAAGAUCUUCUGCAUAAAUCUGUCAGCUCCAUUCAUCUGUGAGUUCUUCAAGGAGGCCCUGAUGAAGGUUAUGCCCUAUGUGGACAUCCUUUUUGGCAACGAGACGGAGGCCGCCGUGUUUGCACAAGAGCAAGGCUUUGAGGUGAGUGGAUGGAGGAUCACACCCUAAACAGAUCCUAAAGGAUUAUUUUUCAGCUGA